AAAAAAAAUUUGAAGAAUUUCAACGAUAUGUUUCAAAUUUGGAAAAUCAAAGAAAUGAAGAAUUAAAACAAUUAAAAAAACUUGAAAUGAUGUCUCAAAAUUUAGAUAAAAAUUUAGGGAUAUUGAAAUUAGAAGAAAUCAAUGAGAAUAUUAUUAAAACUUUUAGAGAAAACAAUGAAGAUUUUCUGGCAAGUUUUUCAAACAAAGAUCCAGGUAGUAAAUCACUACCUUAUUCUAAUAUUAAAGUCGUGGUUGGAUUAGACUUUGGAACAACUUACUCUGGAUUCUCUUAUUGUCAUGUUGCUAAUAAACAAAAUAUAUGUUCAAAUGAAAUAUGGCCUGGAAAGGUUGGCAAGUUAAAGAUUAAUACAAUUCUUCGAUAUGAUGAUGAGUAUAAUAAUGUGUUACUUUGGGGUGCUCCAGCUUUAGUUAAAAAACAAAUACGCAAAAUCGCAAAAAAAAAUAAUCAAUAUAAUGAAAGAAAUAAACUUGUUGAAUUAUUUAAAUUAUUUUUGGGAAACCUACAAGAAAAUUCAAGACCAAAACUUCCAGUUGAUUAUAAAAAGGCUAUUACUGAUUAUCUUAAAGAAAUUGGAAAGGUCAUUAAAGAUACAAUCGCAACCCACUGGAAUAUUAAUUUCUUUGAAAAUGUUUUAUUGAUUCUUACUGUUCCUGCAGAAUAUUCUGAAAAAUAUAUUGCUAUUAUGAGAGAAUGUGCAUAUAAUGCAAAUCUCAUUAAUGAUAAAUAUUCGAAAAAUCUACAAUUUAUCUCAGCACCUGAAGCUGCAGCAAUUUAUUGUAUGAAAAAUGAAUUACAAAAAUAUGAUUUAUUAAAUAUAGAAGAGACUUUUAUGGUUGUUGACUGUGGUGGCGGUACUGUUGAUUUAACUACUCGUAAGUUAGUUGGAAAUAAAUUAAGUGAAAUUACCGAACGUAUUGGAUAUUUCUGUGGAAGUACAUUUAUAGACAGAGAAUUUAUUGAGUUUUUACGUCGAAAACUUGGAUAUCGAGCUAUAGAUCACUUAAAAGAAAAUAAUUAUGACCAAUUUCAAUGUCUGGUUCAAGAAUUCCGUAAAAAUGCAAAAGAACCUUUUACAGGAGUUAAUAGAGAAUUUUAUUAUGAAUUAGAUAUUGAAAAUAUUUCUCCAAAUUUAUUGCAAUAUGUCGAUGAAGAAAUCAGGGAAAUGAUGGAAAAGGAUGAAUGGUUAAUUAAGGUUAAUUUUAAUGACAUAAAAUUAAUGUUUGAUCCUAUAAUUGAUAGAAUUAUUCGUUUGAUAUAUGUACAACUUGAAAAUAUUCAAAAAGCUUGCUCCGCAAUUUUCUUAGUUGGAGGUUUUAGUGAAAACAAAUAUUUGCAAAGAAGGAUUAAACAGGAAUUUUGUCAUUAUAUAAAAUGUCUUAGGAUUUCCGAUCAACCUAUAGCAGCAAUUUCACGUGGGGCUGUAGUUUAUGGUUUAUCUAUUAAAUCGAGCGAUUGUAUUAUUUCUUCGAGGGUUCUCAAAUAUACUUAUGGAAUUAAAUUGUGCGUUGAUUGGAAAGAAGGUGACCCUAUUGAGAGAAAAAUCUUUCAUGGAAAAGUUAUAAAAUUUAGUCCUCUGGUAAGAAAAGGGACAGUAGUAAAAGUAGAUCAAGUAUUUAACUCAAGUAACCAUAGGCCCUCUAACCCAUCUCAAACAGCAUUGAACUUUGCAUUGUAUAGAACUUCCGAAUAUAAUGUAGAAUAUUGUGAUGAACCUGGAGUGGAAUUAUUAGGAUCAUUGCGAAUUGACCUUCCAGAUGUUCAUUUAGGUUAUAAUAGAUCAGUUACCUUUGGACUUUCCUUUGGUCAAAUGGAAAUUUCAGCAUUUGCGGAGAAUGCAGUCAAUGGACAAAAAUAUGUAACUUCAUUUUCUUUAAAUGAUGAUGAUGAUUAUGAUUAAAGUUGGUUAUUUUAACUUUUAUAAAAGAAUGUUAAAAUAAUAUAUAAUAAAUUCCUUGCAGCUAACGUAUGUACUGUAAAUACUACAGUGUAUACAACUUAGUCCCAACAAAAAAAUGUUUAAGUGGCCAAAUUUUUUAUAUUAUGUAAUACUUAAACCCUUAAGUUUAUUGGUCAGAUUUAUUUAAUUUAAGUUAUAAUUUUUAAUUCUAGCCAGAUUUACAUAGUUAAUAAUUAAACGAAAGUAAUUUUGGUCAGAUUUACAUGUAAUUCUGGUCAUAAUAAAAUGGCCAAAUAUUUAAUUUAAUAGUAAAAUAUUUCAACUUUGAAUUGCUACUACUUUCUUAAAA
Molecule: messenger RNA, 2268 nt
Organism: Rhizophagus irregularis DAOM 181602=DAOM 197198
Lineage: Eukaryota; Fungi; Glomeromycota; Glomeromycetes; Glomerales; Glomeraceae
Source: RefSeq, a predicted model, not a curated record